UCCAACAUGACUCACUCUCACCUCAUUAUACCUCGUCUUUAUGUUGGUGAUUGUAUAUCGGCGCAAGAUCUAUCUGAAUUGAAGGAAAAUAAAAUAUCACAUAUUGUUUCCUUAGGAGGUUUCGAUUAUAAUCAUGCUGGGAUCAUAUACAAAAAUAUUCAUAUUGAAGAUUUACCGAAGGAAAUGAUCAUACAACAUUUUAACGACACUUUUGAUUUUAUUGAAGAAGCUCGCAGUAUAGGGACGGGUGUUCUAAUUCAUUGUCAAGCUGGCAUAUCUCGAAGUGCUACUGUAGCAGCCGCAUAUAUGAUGAGAAAAGGAAAUAUUGGAUAUGAACAAGCAUUAACUAUGAUCAAGAUAAGACGUACCAUGGUAGCUCCCAACGAGGGGUUUUUGGCUCAGCUGGAACUGUAUGAAAGCUUGAACUAUGAAGUCGAUCCAAAGCAUGCUGCUUAUAGACAAUUUAUGUUGGCUAAUAUGGAUGAAUAUAACAUUUAUAAUGAAAUGGAAAAUUAUACACUGGCUGCCGAUCCAGAAUAUACACCACCUAGUGCCCCUUCUCAAUUACCUUUUGUCUCAUUACGGUGUAAGAAAUGCAGACGUACAUUGGUUCAUGCGGAACAUGUGAUUGAACAUAAACCUGGCAAAGGACAACAAUCAUUCUCCUAUUUCAAGCGUACAAGUGAAUUGAAUGUGACCGAUGUAGCAGCACAACCAUCUACCGAAGCAAGUGUAUCAAGUACUCAAGUGAAUAAGGCAUUAAAUCCGCUUCUAGCAGCUUUGGCAACUUCCAAUCAAUCAUGUUCCUCGUAUUUUAUCGAACCUAUGGAAUGGAUGGGAAGAUUACAGGAUUCAGGUGAAAUUCUAGGUCGGAUCGAUUGUCCAAAAUGCUGUUCCAAAUUAGGUGCUUACAAUUGGAGUGGUGAACAAUGCUCCUGUGGUCGAUGGAUUACUCCUUCCUUCAUGCUACAUAGAAAACAAGUCGAUGAAAUCAGAAACACUUCCAAUUUCAACAUUCGAAAAUCUUAGUUUAGUGUUAUUCCUAGUUAGAUAGACUUUUUUUUUUUUUACAAUGAAAUAAACAACUACAAUAGACUAUAUAUUUUUGAUACAUUGUGAUUAGAUAAAUGAUUUCGGUUUUAAAGAACUGACUUCGCUGGAAGUAAUGGUCUUUAAAAGUAAAAAUGUGAUCUUUAUUUAAUAUAAACACAAUUAAAAAAAAAA
Halteromyces radiatus is the source of this 1224-nucleotide messenger RNA. Its product is annotated as protein-tyrosine phosphatase-like protein. Lineage: Eukaryota; Fungi; Mucoromycota; Mucoromycetes; Mucorales; Cunninghamellaceae. The coding region runs from base 7 to 1029 and encodes 340 amino acids. The transcript has 4 exons. The record is from RefSeq and is a predicted model, not a curated record. Gene Ontology annotation, molecular function: protein tyrosine/serine/threonine phosphatase activity. Gene Ontology annotation, biological process: protein dephosphorylation. Gene Ontology annotation, cellular component: nucleus.